Gavialis gangeticus (Gharial) is the source of this 1900-nucleotide messenger RNA. RefSeq names its product carbohydrate sulfotransferase 8 (gene CHST8). Gene Ontology annotation, molecular function: sulfotransferase activity. The record is from RefSeq and is a predicted model, not a curated record. Gene Ontology annotation, biological process: carbohydrate biosynthetic process; proteoglycan biosynthetic process. The coding region runs from base 121 to 1419 and encodes 432 amino acids. The transcript has 3 exons. NCBI's taxonomy places the organism in Eukaryota, Metazoa, Chordata, Crocodylia, Gavialidae. Gene Ontology annotation, cellular component: membrane.
AGGUGGCAUUAUCCUGUAACACCAGCUGAGAAGAUGGGACUAUGAGUGAAGAGUGCAUCUUGGAGAUUGCAUGCAGUUCAUUUCCUGGGGCAAAACUGGAUUGAUUUGAGAACUGUAAUUAUGAGGCUGACAUGUAUGUUCUCCUUCAUUUUGCUGUUUGGAGCGGCUGGGCUUGUCGUCUUCAUUCAUCUGCAGGAUCCAGAAGAAAUAGUCCAUCAGCAGACACCAGGAAUAAAAUAUAACAUGGGACUCCAACAACCCAAAAAAGACUGCACUUCCAGCAACAAUCAGGAUGGAAGAAUAAGAAAAAGCACUGCAGAUGAAUUGUCGGUGGUAAAACAGAGGGGUUCAUUAUAUCCACCUGAAAACACACCAACUAUGCUUCAAAGCGGAGACAGAAGGCAAAACAACAUCAUGUUUCUGGUGAAAGACCAUCAGAAAAAAGGUGCAGAAACUAAUUCUAUCAGGUUCCAUAAACGGAGGAGGAGAUUUGUAAUUAAAAAGAGUCCUAUUCUGAUUGCCAUGAACAGUUCCACUCUCAACCUGCCUACACUUAAGUCUGAGGACAGAAACAAUGACAAGUGGAAAAGUCUCUAUCAGAUCCAAAAAGAGAGGAAAAGAAUAAUGGGAGAAACUUGCUCCAAAUACAAGAGUAACAACCGAAGGAUAAUCACUCCCUAUCACGUUUCUAGAAUAUUUGUAGAAGACAAAUACAGAAUUUUAUACUGUGAAGUUCCAAAAGCUGGCUGUUCUAACUGGAAGCGGGUGCUCAUGGUUCUCAAUGGUCUAGCUUCUUCCACUAAAGAUAUACAGCACAAUACAGUACACUAUGGAAAUUACUUAAAAAGACUGGAUGGGUUUGAUCGCAAAGGAAUUUAUCACAGGCUUAACACCUAUACUAAGAUGCUUUUUAUUCGUGAACCUUUUGAAAAGCUGGUAUCUGCAUUUCGGGACAAGUUUGAACAUCCAAACAAUUACUACCACCCUGUUUUCGGGAAAGCCAUCAUUUCUAGAUAUCGUGUCAAUGCCACCAAAGAAGCAUUAAGAACAGGUUCUGGAGUCAAAUUUAAAGAGUUCAUUCAAUAUCUACUUGAUGUACAUAGACCAGUGGGCAUGGACAUUCAUUGGGAUCAUGUCAACAGGCUUUGCAGCCCAUGCUUAAUAGACUAUGACUUCGUAGGGAAAUUUGAAAGCAUGGAAGAAGAUGCAAAUUUUUUCCUGCAUUUAAUUGGUGCUCCACAGAAUUUGACUUUCCCUAAAUUUAAAGACAGACAUUCUAAUGAAGAACGAACUACCACUAAAAUUACACAGCAGUACUUUGCACAGCUUUCCCCUUCUCAAAGACAACGCAGUUAUGAUUUUUAUUAUAUGGAUUACUUAAUGUUCAACUACUCAAAGCCUUUUGAAGAUUUAUAUUAAUUUAAGAGUAAAAACAGAUACUUGUAGGAUUAUAUUUAUCAAUUACAUAACAUGUCCGGGCCUUGGUUCAUUGAUAUACUCUAGAAGCUCAUCCCUUUUCUAUAUUUUCAAAAAAUAAUCACUGAAUUCACUUAACACAGUAAAGUCUAAAGCUUUUCAUAUAUUAAAAAAAAAUCUCAUUUUGGCAAAUUCAUGAUAGAGGAAAAAAUCUUGACUCUUCCUCUAUUAAAGGGAAAAAGGAAAGUAUAAAGUAUGUGUGAUUCCAUGUGGCUUCUACUAGAUGUUACUCUCUGUUUAGUAAAGGGUCAACUGAAGAGCAUUUCUGCAGCAUUAAAAGAGAAAUAUGGAGCAUACACCUAGAGCAUAAAGUGAUGCUUACUUCUGCACCUGAAUCGUCUCCUCUUUUAAAUCAUAAUUUUUUAUGAUUUCUCAAUAUUAAAUAUUUAUAUAUCAGGGCUACUAAAUAAAGUACAUGAUUUUG